AUGAAAAAUUAUACAGCCAUAGCAACAUUCAUCCUGGUGGGACUGACAGAUGACCCAAACCUACAGAUUCUGCUUUUCAUCUUUUUGUUUAUCACCUACCUGUUGAGUGUUGUUGGGAACCUGACCAUCAUCACUCUCACCCUGGUAGAUUCCCACCUUAAAACACCCAUGUAUUUUUUCCUCCGGAAUUUCUUCAUCUUGGAAGUGUCCUUCACUACCGUCUGCAUUCCCAGAUUCCUCUACACAAUGGCAUCUGGGGACAAUACUGUUACCUACAAUGCAUGUGCCACUCAGUUAUUUUUUGUUGUUGUCCUGAGUGUGACUGAGUUUUUUCUCCUGGCGGCCAUGUCCUAUGACCGCUAUGUGGCCAUCUGUAAACCCCUGCACUACACGACCAUCAUGAACCACAUAGUUUGCAUCAGGUUCCUCAUUGGCUGUUACGUGAUUGCUCUAGGCAUUGCCAUCCCACCGUUUGGCAUGGGCUUUGAGCUUGAGUUUUGUGACUCUAAUGUCAUAGAUCACUUUGGCUGUGAUGCUGCUCCCAUCCUGAAAAUUACUUGCUCCAACACAGAGCUUCUAGAGCGAUUUGUCUUGGUCCUGGCUGUGCUGACGCUCCUGUUCACCUUGGUGUGUGUAAUUAUGUCCUACACACACAUCAUCAGGACCAUCCUCAGAUUCCCUUCUGCCCAGCAAAGGAAAAAGGCUUUUUCUACAUGUUCUUCCCAUAUAAUUGUGGUUUCUAUCACUUAUGGAAGUUGCAUCUUCAUCUAUAUUAAACCAUCUGCAAAAGAAGGGGUAGCUGUUAAUAAGGUGGUAUCAGUGCUUACAACCUGGGUUGCACCGGUAAUGAAUCCCUUCAUUUACACUCUGAGGAACAAGCAAGUGGUACAAGCUUUCAAAGACAGGAUCAAAAGGGUUGCGUCUAUCUCAAAAAACUAA
This is a messenger RNA of Hippopotamus amphibius kiboko, 939 nucleotides long. RefSeq names its product olfactory receptor 6C2-like. Gene Ontology annotation, cellular component: membrane. Gene Ontology annotation, molecular function: olfactory receptor activity; G protein-coupled receptor activity. NCBI's taxonomy places the organism in Eukaryota, Metazoa, Chordata, Mammalia, Artiodactyla, Hippopotamidae. The coding region runs from base 1 to 939 and encodes 312 amino acids. The record is from RefSeq and is a predicted model, not a curated record. The transcript has a single exon. Gene Ontology annotation, biological process: G protein-coupled receptor signaling pathway.